AUGAGUAAAAUCGCGAGAUCGGUCAAGAACGUGACCAAAGGGUACAGUCAGGUUGAGGUCAAGGUUCGCAAUGCAACCAGCAACGACCCAUGGGGACCUGUAGGGUCUGAUAUGGCUGAGAUCGCUCAAAUCACCUUCAAUAGCUCGACCGACUUCUACCAGGUCAUGGACAUGCUCGACAAGCGCCUCAACGACCGAGGAAAGAACUGGCGUCACGUUCUGAAGUCGCUGAAGGUGCUCGACUACUGUCUCCACGAGGGCUCAGAGCUCGUGGUGACUUGGGCGCGCAAGAACAUCUACAUCAUCAAGACAUUGCGCGAGUUCCAGCACACAGAUGAGGACGGUCGCGAUGUAGGCCAGAACGUGCGAAUGGCAGCUAAGGAGCUGACCUCCCUCAUUCUCGACGAAGAGCGACUGCGCGCCGAGCGAGCCGACAGGAAAUCCUGGAAGUCGCGGGUAACGGGCAUCGAAGAGUACCCCGGUGGAGGGCACCACGGUCCAGACAACGGCGAGCGAUCAACGCGCCCGCGAAACGGUGAACAGCGCCGUAACCGUAGAACCGAAGAAGAAGAUCUCGAGCUUAGGCUAGCGCUCGAGGCAAGCAAGAACGAGGCAGAGGAGGAGAAGAAGCGUCGCGAACGCACGUCCAGAGUCGAAGAUACUGACGACGACCUGGAAAAGGCCAUUAAGCUGAGCAAGGAAGAGGAGGAGCUGCGCCGAAAGGAACUCGAACAGACCAACGCCGAUCUACUUUUCGGCGAAACCACCGCGCAGCCGAAUGCAUACCAGCCUACAGGCAACAACCAGGGAUAUCAGCAGCAGGGUCAAGUGGACUGGUUCGGUAAUCUCAUGGACCAGAAUCAGCAACAGCCUCAGAACACUGGCUUCCUCAACAAUGCGUACGCGCAACCUACCGGUAUGCAGCCUCAGCAGACCGGCUUCCAGAAUGGAUUCGGCGGCUAUGGUGGCUUCCAACAGCAACAGCCUACUGGCUUCGAUCAGUUUGGCGCCCAGCAGCAACAGCAGCAGCAAUACCUGCAGCCCCAGCACACGAUCCAGCCCCAGCAGACUUCGUUCAACAACAACCCAUAUGGUCAGUUUGGAGGCUUCGGUGACAUGGGCCAGCAGCAGAUGCAACAACCGCAGCAAGACCAAAAUGCGCUCCAGCCUGGUAGCCAUAAUCCGUGGGCAAGCAACCAGACCCAGGAGUCGCUCAAGCCGCAGCCCACUGGUUCCAACAACCCAUUCGCCCAGUCUUUCAACAAACCGCAGCCUACUCAGUCGUUCACACAACCAACGCUGAACACGUUGAGCGAACAGAAGACGCAGACCCAAUUCAACAAUACUUCAUUCAAUCCUCCCGUAUCCUUCGCAACGCAACAGACUGCGCAACCUCAGCAGCAGCAGCAGCAGCAGCAGCAACUUCAGCCGCCACAAAAAGAGAUGGACCCCAACGCCGCCAGACUCAAUGCACUCCUCGCAACAGGAGAAGGUCAAGAUACUUUCGGCAACGUUGGCAAUAUGCGUAUCCCAGCCCAACACACCGCCCCAGGCACAUUUGUCAACUCAGCUGGUUCAGGCUUGAACCGAGUGAAUGCCAACGCCACGGGCAACAACCCUUUCUUGAACUCUCAGUUCACAGGGAUGCCUCAGCAGAACCGUCUUGUGCCUGCGCAGACUGGUCCGGCGAGCGGCUUUGGUGCUAAUCCUUAUGGCAGCGCUAAUCCGUUUGGUGCUCAGCCCGGGCAGCAGCAGCAGCAGGGCCGACAGCCUGGUGCUAACAACCUGAUAGACUUAUAG
Messenger RNA from Alternaria atra, 1800 nucleotides. RefSeq lists its product as uncharacterized. Gene Ontology annotation, molecular function: phospholipid binding; clathrin binding. The record is from RefSeq and is a predicted model, not a curated record. Bases 1 to 1800 code for a protein of 599 amino acids. Lineage: Eukaryota; Fungi; Ascomycota; Dothideomycetes; Pleosporales; Pleosporaceae. Gene Ontology annotation, biological process: actin filament organization; endocytosis. Gene Ontology annotation, cellular component: endosome; plasma membrane; clathrin vesicle coat. The transcript has 4 exons.